Phialemonium atrogriseum is the source of this 795-nucleotide messenger RNA. RefSeq lists its product as uncharacterized. The transcript has 2 exons. NCBI's taxonomy places the organism in Eukaryota, Fungi, Ascomycota, Sordariomycetes, Cephalothecales, Cephalothecaceae. Gene Ontology annotation, biological process: protein phosphorylation. The record is from RefSeq and is a predicted model, not a curated record. Gene Ontology annotation, molecular function: ATP binding; protein kinase activity. Bases 1 to 795 code for a protein of 264 amino acids.
AUGGCGCCAAAAUUUAUCAAGGAAGGCAAGAUCCAGAUCCUAGCGCAGACUGCUAAUAGCGUCGUGUAUGCGGUUGCAAGCGACAGUAAGACCGGAUGGGCGAAGGACUGUCCGUCGGUUCUGAAGGGCGGGACGGUUUGGUAUGAAGGCCGAGAAGCGCUGGGGCCGGGAAAGGACGUGGAAGAAUCUGACGAGAGGGCGCGGAAUGAGGCGGGCAUCUACGAGGCCCUCGGGCAACACAACCACAUCCUUGGCUAUCUUGGCCUCGAGACGACGGUUAUAGACGGCGUGGGAACGAUGCCCAAGGCUUGGGCGGUACGCCUGGAGCGGGCCCCGUAUGCGGUCCAGCUCGCUGAGGGCGUCGCGCAUACGCACCGGUGCGGCGUCGUAUGGGGCGAUCUUUCAGUCCGAAACGCCCUUCUGUUCGAUAAGUGGCACAUCAAGCUAGGCGACUUCGCUGACUCGGACCGAGUGGAUGACUAUCCCCGUGACUGGUACGGAUGCGAGGUCCGCUACUGUCCACCCGGGUCCGAUAGACCUCAUUGUCAAGAUGUUGGCACUAUGAACCGCGAGCUAUUCGCUCUCGGCACUGCUGUCUAUGAGAUCGUCGAAUGGAAGGUGCCGUAUGGCCCCGAGGACGAAGUCCCGGAGGAUGAAGUCAUUGCGGCGCUUGUGGUCGGCAAAAGGCCCCAGCUGACCAACGACAAUCCUGCUGAGGCCGUCAUCCACCGGUGCUGGGGGUACAUGUACGAAUCGUCGCGACAGAUCGUCGACAGCUUGAGGGGUCUUUUGUAA